This is a messenger RNA of Cinara cedri, 14992 nucleotides long. Lineage: Eukaryota; Metazoa; Arthropoda; Insecta; Hemiptera; Aphididae. The record is from the annotation of a GenBank genome assembly.
GUGGCAAAAAGCUGGCGGCGGUUCGUUGGUGGUGAAACGUUGGCGGCGAAACGAUCGUUUCGGUAAUAAUAUUGAUAAGUUUAAUUAAUUAAUGGUAAUAACAUUGACUUUAUACAAGUAUUAAGUCAAUGGAUAAUUAUAAAGUAUUGGAAUAAUAUUAUCAUAGAAUAUUAUUAUUAUUAUUAUCCAUGUAGAGCCCUAAGUUGAUAUCAUAGAGUAAUUACUCUAUGGUUGAUAUUCGGAGGUAACCCAUAGUAACCACUGACUCUAUAUGAUAACUCUUAUCAAGAUGGUUCAAUGGUGGCAAGAAGUAUCUUAAAUCAUGCGCUGUGUUAUCAUCGAUUAUACAAGUCUUCUUCCUUACAAUGGUACUAUGGUAAACAAUAUUAAAUAUGUGUAUAUAUUUUAAACAUUCUUCUAUAAUUUUAAUUUAUAAUAGAAUUAAUUAAUUAACCAUUAUUUAAUAUCCAUUGUUUCAUUAAAAUAAAACUUAUCAUGGAUGUAGACCUAUUGCGUCCUGGUAUGAUUCCAAUUGCACCAAAUACAAAACUUUGGUUUGAAUUUCUGAUUGAACCGUCUCUCCUUGAAGAACAUUUAAAGAAGCCAAAUGCAGGUAUAGAUAUGAAGCAGUCCAUAAUCAUUUUUAUUCUUUGCUCUUAUUUAUAAAUAUGAAAGGAUUUUCUCCUCGAAUAAUUUUUUGAUGUUUCAAUAGACAUGGUGAUACAAAUGAAGCAGUCCAUUAUUCUGUUGAUUUUUGAACCCUGUUAAUCCAUCAGGUCUUCCAAAUCAUAGACUUUAUUAUAUGUUUCUACAUCUGUUAUCUUAUACAGAAUCUAGACAUUUAAAGCCACUCAUACUUUGUUAUAUUACUAUUUUAUUUUACUACUUUAUGCUAUCUACAAUAUAAUUUUCUUUGGAAAUUUAACUGUAUGCUUCCCUAAUGUUACCUAUUUGGUUUUACAAUUUUAUACCAAUAUCAAAAUCAUCAAUUAUGAUAACAAUUAAUCAUAAUAUUAUAAUAUAGAUAGAGUUAUUUAUCCACACUAACCUUUACACCUCUUUUAAACUCUUUAAAUAAAAUCAUGCAUUUCUGUAAUAGGCCUAAAACUUGUAACUAUUUAAUUAAUAAUUUCUUUACACAAAAUUGUGUUUAAUUACAUUAUCAAUAGAUCCAAGUGCCACUGAACUAUUAAUAAAAUUUCUUUAUUCAUCAAUGGAAAGACCAAAGGAUUCGCCUCCAAUUGAAAUUGAUGAUUUAAUGGAUCAUUCUAAGAUUGACAAAAAAAUGGAAUAUCGCAAACGUAAAAAAUAUGAAUGUCUAAAAAUAUUAUCUAUGAAAAUUGUAAGUUUUUGGGAAUGGGACCUGAGCAUCUUACAAACUAGGUAAUUUAUUUUAACCUAACGUUUUUUUUCAUAUAACUAUUAACGUGUAUCUUUACAUAUACUGUUAUUUGUAGGAUUCCAAUUAGUCUCCAGAUAAUAUUUGUUCAAGACCUUUUAGAUUUAGUAUCAAAUGGUCUCAAUUUGAUUGGUUUUGAAGCUCAUAUUGCAAUUGAAGAUUUGUCACUGUUAAAAGAUGAACAAUUAUUUGCCAUAGCACUUUUUCAUCGAUGGACUUUAACUGUUAUUAUAAAUUAUACACUAUCUAAAAAAUCAACAUUCACACUAGGUCCUAUACAGUGAGUUUGUAUUUUAUAUAUCUGUACUGGUUAUACUAUUUUAAAUACAUUUAGAUGUACACUAAUUUUAUUACCUAGUCAUGUCAUGUGAUACAUUCCAUGACUUCAUCAUCCCCUUAAUUGUACACACAGCCAUUCCACCAAUUGCCUUAACCCAAAUUGUUAAGAUUAUUAUAGUCUAGAAAAAAUGGUAUUGAAGUUAGGUACCAGGUGGCUCAGUAAUAGAACAAUCAUCUGGUAAACAAGAAAUUAUAAUUUGAUUCCAUCUAAUUUUAACCCUUUUUUUUCAAAGAAACACAAUUUCGUCACAUUUAUUCAUUUAUUUUUAUGUAAUUAUAUUAAUUUAUAUGUUUAAUUGUACACCUUUGCUGUGUAAACAUUAUUCUACAUUUCAAUGAUAUAUAUAUUUAUUUUUGUUUAUUUAGAGAUGGAAAUGAAGAUGUUUUAUUAAAACUUGAGAUGCAAAGCGAACUUAGUGAAAAAAUGUUAUUACGACUAAUGGACUUGAAACGACCAUCAUAUACAAUUCCAACAAUGGAUGUAUUUGAUCCACCUAAUGAAUUAAAACCUUUAUCUUGCAUUUGGUUUAAAGGCCUUACUGUAUCUUCAGCCGAAUUUCGUUCUCAAGUAUUUAUAAUUAUAAAAAUUCUUUGUACCUAUGAAUUUGUGGUAGAAAAUACAUGAAUUCAGUUAGAUCUUAAAUCUAAUUAUUAGUUUGCAACAGUUAUCUUGAUAUUAUUAGGCAGUAGGCCACGUAUUAUUUUCAAAACAUUUUGGGGGCCAUAUUCAUGAUAAAAAAUUAUUUAAUAUUAAAAAUAUUUGAAAUGAUGCAAUCCUCAGCAAGUGUUUGUUAAUCAAGUUGUAGUUUUUCAUUUGGCAGUUUUAUUUGUGAAAAAAUAUACUUAAAAGUUAAAAUAUUGCAUUAUACAUGCAGUACAAUCAUUUUUAAAAAAUAGUUCUGUACAUUUUGUUAUAUCUCCUUGUCUAUCAGUGAUGUCUCAUUCUAAUACUAAUUUUAUCAAAAUAAUAAAAAUUAUUCAUACUAUGCUUAUAAUUUAUUCAUAAGCUUUAAAUAACAAGAUGGUUCACUGGUUGAACACCCCAGGUUUAAAGUAUACAUACUUAUUUAAUUUAGUUCUAAUUGAUUUCAGGUAUUAGCUACCAUAAAUAUAUUAUAAUAUGUUAUAAUUCUGACAUAUAUUUAGAUUAUGUACGACUAUGCAAAAUAUAAAUUUUUCAAAGAGCAAUAUAAAGAAGCAGGUAUUUACUUCUACAUGUGUAAAGAAUUAAAUACAAAUUUGACACCAAGUCGUUUUCAUAAAAUAAAAUUUGAAGAAUUAAAUGGAUUCUGUGUAGCAUGUUCAUCAGAGAUAACUAAUGAUUCCAGUUUACUAAUGCAGUUUUUAUAUUCCACACAAUCAAAUUAUAAUGCAAGUAUAAAUCUAGUUUAUUUUAUUUUUUGAUAUGUGUGUUUUUAAAUACUAAAUUUGAUGGUGUUUUAAAACUUGUACUUUUCGAGUAUUAAUAACUAAACCUAAAAUUAACUUCGAGCAGUCAUUUAAAAAAAAAAAAAAAAAAACCAUUAGAUUCAGUAUUAAUUGACAAACAUUAAUCAACAAAAAUCAAUUAUAUUGUGAACUAAUUUUGUUUUAUAUUUUUUUUAAAAAAUUCUGUAUGUAAUAAUAAGUAGCAACAUUAUUAUUAUUUUUAGGGAAUUCUUAAAAUUUUAGAAUCUGAUAACCAGAUAAUGAAAAUUCCAUUAUUUUUGAGGGAUUCUUUGGAACUAGAUUUAGCAUCAAUGUUAUCAUUAGGAAAAUUCACUGCAUCAAGAGAUAUGCUACUUCACAUACAAACUAUGAAUGCAAUUCGAAGAGCAUCAGUAACUUCUAAAGAAAUUGUAUUAUUGCCUCCUGAAGAUUAUGUUACUAAAAUUAAAUUUAACAUGAGAGGUCCUGAUAUAUUUUUAAAGGUAUAAUUUUAAGUUCCUUAAUAAAUAAUUUUUAAUUAUAAUUUAAAUGUUGAGUAUAACAAAUGUUUGAAGGUAUUGUAAAUAAAAAUUUGAUGGAAAACAGUACUUGGUACUUUUUCAUUACUGUUAAGUUUAAUUACUUGAAAACAAAUAAAUUUUAAAAGUUAAAUAAAAUAUUAAAUUAUGUUAUGGUUACUUUGUGAGAUAGAUCUUUUCAUGAAAAAUUGUGUGUAUCAUAAUAUAAAAACAGAUUUUUCACAUUUUUUGAAAUAUUUUCAUAUUUCAAAAAAUGUUGACUUGAUUUUUAUAUUGUGUAUUUUUUCACAAUGCUGUUUUCCACUUUAUAUGUUGAAAUAAAACAUUUACCGUGCACAUUAUGGAAAUAUUAUAAUAUUAUCAUCAUUGGGUGUACAUCAUAUUAUAGUAAUAUUUAGUAAUAUUUAAAUGAUGUCUCUUUAGAAACUACAUUUUUAAAAUCAUUAGAAAAAUAAAAACACAGUUAUACAUACAAUUAUUGUAUACUGUUUUUCAAAUCUAUUAUUGAAUCUGAUAAUUAAAUCUAAAUUGUUUAUUCUUAAUAUCAUUUUUUUUUCACAAGGAUUAUUUAUUAAACAAAAGUUACACAAUGUUAAACUUUGGUGACCAUUUCAUGAAUUAUUUUUGUAUUUCACAAACUACAAAAACGCUUUUUUUAUUUCGUGAAAACAUCAAUUUUACAAAGUAGCUGUAAAAUAAUAUAUAGGUAUAACUUUAUACCUAUACUGAUUAUAAUUUUGUUUCAAUUUAGGAUUUAAAACUUUGUAUAGUGAAUAAGGAUGCAACAUUUAGAAAAACCUUGAAAAUGUUUGUGUGUAAUGUUUUACUAAAAUGUCCUAAAAACCUGGUGAAAGAUAUUUUGAAAGAUGGACACAAAGAAAUUUGUGAAUUGUUUGGCGAAGAAGAUAUUCAGCAAUUACUUUCAUUACCAGAAGAUCUACCAACUAUCAAUAUUAAUAUGUCCGAACGUUUGGAUCAAUUAAAAAUCACCCAAACAAGUAUACAUAUAUUUUCCAUGAAAUAUUAUUUUAUAUUUUCAUUUUCUUGUAAAUUUUUAGAUCGUAUAAAUGUUCAAAAAGUAUUAUUAAAGAACAAAAUUAGCACUGAAUAUAAUCCUAGUAAUUUACGUAACUUAUUACAACAAUUACACAAGAUGGAUAUGGAUCCAAUGUUUAGUAUUAUGGAUAUUAAUUAUAAAGUAAGUACUAAUUUUUUAUACCACAUAAUUAUAUGAUUCAUUAUUGCUUUUCACUUUUUUUUUUUUUUUUGUCUUACUAAUAAUUGAUAGAACAAAAAUAUUUUUUUAAGGUUUUCAUUGUAUUCUUAUUCUAAUAGGUAACUUGAAAAAUAAUUAUUUCAUCAAUAAUAUUACUAUGUUUUCACUGAGGGAUUUUUUGAUAUCUAAUUAACAGACUAAAACUCUAAAAAUAUAUUUUUGCUAUAUUACCAUUUAGAAAAAUAAAAACGAACAAUUUUACUCUAAUGUCCAUUCAAGAUCUGUUAAAUAAUUAAAUAAAAUAAGUGUUUAAUCAACUAUAUAUGGAAGUAAUUUCAUAAGAUAUUUUAGUGGUAUAAAUAUAUUCACUAAAAUUGAGAAAGUUAUGACCAAAGAUGAAUGUGAUGAAAAAAAAAAACUUAUAUAUGUUAUAAAUAAAUAUGAGUUCUGUUAUUUGUUACUACUUAUUACAAAUAAAAAGUUGCCAGAGACUUCUUGAAUUAGUUUUGACCAAUUAAAAUUUACCAUUAUUAUUACACUCAAAUACAUAAGUGUCCAAAUUUUGAAUAUAGACUUUUUUCAGUGGCAAGUACCAGUCCCAUUACAAAGUCUUUUAAUGGGUUUACCUAAUGGAAUGUUUAAAUUUUUGGUCAUUACGUUAGUAGCAAAAGCCAAAGAAAUGUUAAAGUUAAAUGUAAGUUUUAUUUUUAACAUUAAAAAUAAGACUAAUCAAGUUUUAUUUUAAAUUGUUAUUUGUUUUUUUUUUUGUUGAGGACUUUGAAAAAUCCAAAUUGUUAUUACAAGAAGCUGAAACGGAAACAAAAAUGGGUAGUAAUAUUAUUUAUACAAAAGUUAGACAAUUGAUUUCAUGGGAAGGAUUAUAUACUGAAAUGCUUCAAUUUCAACACGAAUUCAAAAAUUUUGGUUUGUAUUCAUCUGUAGAAAUAUAAAAAGUAAGAAAUUUAUGUUUAUUUUAAAUGGUGUUGUUUUGUUAAUAGUCAUUGGUGAUCUUGUGGAACGCUGUAAACAGUGUCUUGAGGCUGUCCAAAGUGAUAAUUUAUUACCACGUCAAGAAAUCGCUGAACAAUGUGUAUUAACUUUAUUAAAUGUUGGUGAAUGGGAAUAUUUAACAAAAAGACAUUAUAAUUGCUUUAAAUUGCCAAUGGCUAUUGCUUAUACUUGUCUUGAUGUCAAUAAAUUUAAAGGCACUAAAAAAAGUGCUAAAGAAGUAUGGGAUUUAGGUAAGUUUUAGAAUUGUUUUAAACAAUUUUUUAUAUACACAUAAUACUUGUUUAUUUAUUUAUUUAUUUAUUUAUUUAUAUUAUAUUUAUUUAUUAGUAUUAACUAUUUAAUCAUUUUGUUUUUACUUUAUUAUUUUAUUAUUUAAUUAAAUAUUAUAAUUUUAGUUUUACCUGUGUUUGAUUACGGCUAUGGUACUAGUAACAAAAGACCAUUAGAUGGUGACACUCAAUGUACUCAAAAUCGAGUUUUGAAUCAAAAUGAUAUAAUGCGUGUACUUAUGAGUUUAAGAGAUCAAAAUGCUAUUCAAAUAGCACUUUCAUUAUUAUCAAAAAUUCAAAAUGUUCUUAGGGACGAGUCUGCUUUGGAACUUAUAAUGCCCUAUCUCAAUAUUUGGCCUGCCAUUCCUAAGUUUGUUAACAUUUUAUUUUAUAUUAUUAAUUUUUUUUUUUCAUAAGUUAAUGUUCUUAAAAAUAUCUAAUAACAAUACAUUAAAUGUAUUCAACCAUUAAAUUAAAUCUGUUUAUAUUAAUUUUAAAUUUGAUUUGUGUCUUUUUUUAGUGGUAUGAGUAUUCCACUGAGAAACAUAACUGAAGUUUUGGGAAUUAUACUGAAUGAAGCACUUAAAUACCAUCCUAAUCAUAUAAUUUUAUUAAAACUUAAAGGAGAUCUGCAAUAUGGUAAUUAUAUUUUUAUAAUAAAAGCAUCCAUUUUAUUAGACUGAUAUAAUAUAAGAAAUUAUAGGUAGUACAUUAAAUUACUUUUAACAAAUUAAAAAAACAAAGGGUAACAGUAGUUUGAUCUCCAUACAUUUUUAAAUAGAUACUAGAUAAUAGAUUACAUGUUAAUAAUAAUACCAACAUGAAGCGGUAUCAACAGACAACAUAUUAUACUAUUUUUGUUAGUAUUUGGUGAUAUUUUUUAAACAAAAAGAAAAUAAUAUUGAUUUAAUUAAUAGAUAGUUGAUUAAUAUAACUAAUGGUGGUACCAAAAUUUGUUUAAGUCAAUUCGUUGAGGUACUAGAGCCCAAGAGAGAUAGCCACGUGAAGUCACAAGUCACACAGCGCGGUGGCAACCUAAAUUUUUAUAAGGAAAUUGCCAACACAGUCUAGAUUAUUUAUUUUUAUUUUUUGUUAUACUCAACAAAAAUUAAAAAUUAUGACAACUAUUUUAAGUCUAUGGUUGUUAAUAAAUAUUGGUGUACGUUUUGUCAUUUUAUUAAAUUUAAAUGUACAUAAUUAAUUUUUAUUACUUAUGUUAACUAUGAUAUUAAAAUAGGUAAUGAGGUAAUAUUUUUCGAUAUUUCACAUAAAUAUAUACUUGUAUAAUAUACUACUUAAUACUUCUUGUUUUGGAUGAAAAUAUAAUUAUCCAAAUAAAGUAUUUUUAUAUGUUCAUUCAUUGUUGUGACUACAGAGUUAUUUAUAAGAGAAUUGAAUAUAACAAAAAUUAUAAAUACAUAUUCUAGACCUAGAUUAAGUUGGUAAUUCCCGUAUAAAAGUAUAGGUCACUGCCAUGUGAUCUAGUUUUUUAUGAAAAUUUUAACUAUUGUAAUCAAAUUUGAAUGAAAAGUUUCUGAAUUAUUCUAUUUUUAGUAAUUGAUUUAGUUUAAUUAUAAUACAAUAACUUAGUAACUAUAAUUAGUUGUACAAUACGUGGCUAUCCUUCUUGAGCCCUACCGCCUUAACGAAUCAGUCUAUACAAAUUUUAGUAUCACCGUUAGUUAUAUUAUAUAAUAAUUUGUUAAUUGAACCAGUACUUUUUUUUGAUUCGUGGUUUUUUUUUUUAUAAAAAAAAAAAACGUAAUAAUAAUAAAUUUCUGGAAUAUUCUACCAAGGAUAAAAAUAUAUAAAGAUAUGGCAAAAUAAUUCAUUAUUAUGUGUCAAUAAUUAGUGAUUACUUGAUAAGUAUUGUUCAUAACUUAAUUUAAAUAAAUAAUAUCCUUAUUAUAGUAUUUACAUUUAUUAUAUGUAUGGCGAUUUUUGAAACGAAAGAUAUUCUUUAGAUUUUGCGGAAAAUCAAAGUAUUCAAAUAAAAAAGACAGGGAUGUUGGGAAGAUAGGACAUAGAGGGGAAUUAAAUGUAUAUCUGUGUGCAAAAAUUAAUCUUUGCUAAUGAAAAAUGAUUCUGAGUGGAGUCCGGUUUUACAUAUUUUGAAAGCCCCUAUUAUUUUAUAAUUAACUCCUAUUUUUCAUAUGAUUUAAAUAAUGAUAUAGUUAAAAAGUGCCAUUUUUAUAAGACACUAUAGAAUUUGUGAUAAAAAUUAAAAACAGAGUUCGAUGCAAGUUGUAGAACAUCAUCAUCAGAUUCGAAUCAUUUUAUGAGGCAGGAGAGAUUUCCCCAUUAAGCAUGUUUUUGAAGCAAAAAAAGCGGUGGCCCGAGACCCUUAACUACACUUAAAAAUUCCAAAAAUAAGAACUUGAAUAUUUGCAUAAGUAAAAAAUUAAAAAGUAAUUUUUUAUCAGUAAUUAAGAAAUGAAAAUAAAAAUUUUAUUUUUUUCUACAUUCAUGUCCCACUGGCACAAAACCUGAUUGAAAAAAAAAAAUUUAAUAUUGUCAAUAGUUAUUAGAAUUCAGAUAACAUUGUAGGGCCCCUCGGUUGUGUAAGUUUUAUAUUUAAUGUAUUACUUUUUACCAUAUGAAUCACAUACUUUUAGUAUUUUUAACUAGUAAUUAUUGUAUAUUAUACAGUAAUAUCUUGUUAAGACAUUCCCGCUUAAAACGUGGAUUUACGUUGUUAUGUUCAAGUGUUGAUGUGGUGCAUGUGACAUUACACAAUAUUUAAAUUUUUUUUCGUAUAAUUUGUUUUUUGGUAUUGUAAAAUGACAAGUACGUCUAUGUCACCUAGUAGUGCAGGAGUAAAUAGGUAAGCUUUGUCUAUUGAUGACAAAUUGAACAUUAUUAGACCAAACGAUGAAAAAAUAUGUGUUUGAACAAUAAAUUACUGACGAAUUAGUAUUGAUCCUCUCUCCGUUGUGAAUUCUGUGUCCCGUUUAAAACGUUUCAAGAGCGUAUUAGGCGGGUUUUAGUAUGUUAAAAUUAUAAAUAUGCUGGAAUUUUAUAUAUAUCAAAAUGCUCUGCCCGCUAAAAUUGGGUACAUUAAAAUUUCUGUGCUCCUAAAUUUCAGCAUUCAAUUAUCUUGCUACUUAAUGAAUGGUACCUUAAUUUCUAUGUUUGAUUUUUGUUUUAAAUUUCAGAAAUUAAAACUGUAUACUUAACAUGUGUAGUUACAUGUGUAUUAUAAUGAUAUGUGUAUUAAACUAUUAAAUAAAUAUUUAAAUAUAUUUUGUAAGUAAUUUGUUAUUCAAUUGAAAUAAUAUUGAAGGAGGCUACUUUUACUUUACUACACAAAUUUUAGUUCACUAGUAGUUCGGACAUUUAAUAUUUCUAUUUUAGGGUGUUUUUGUCUAUGUUUAAAUCAUUAUAUACAUACUCUUAUCUUGUGUUUUAUAUGCUUAAUAAAUUGUUAUUAAUUCUAAUAAUUUGGAAGAUAAAAUAUAUCAUCUGAAUAUACAGAUGGCAGAAGACAACCAUUUAACGAGAUUUGAAUAGUACUAUAUUUAUAAUAUAUAAGUAAGUAAUAUAAAUAAAUACAUCAAGUUCAUUAGUUAAAAUUUAAAUUAAAUUCAAAUUAUAAGUUAUAAUUAAAACCUCAAUUAUAUCCAAAUAGAACAUUUGUGGAAUGGUUGUCUUUUGCAUAACAUCAUUUAUUUAUGAAUUAAUAAAGUUAAUAAAGAAUAAAACAAUUACUUAAUUAAGAAUUAUACGGUAUUAGUCAUAUGGACAUUUAGUAAUAAAAUUUGAUUAUAUUUGCUUCUACUUAAAUUUAUCAGUACUUUGCAUUUUAAAUAAAUUAUUAUAAUUAAAAACAAAGGAUGUAACUGAAGUUCUAAUUCACUGUUAUGGGAAUUAAAUAUUAAAAAUAAAGAACAAAACAUACUUUUUUAAUUCAAUACUAUAAUAUUAUAAUCUUGUAGUAAUGGGUCACUACAGUUCUGCAAUGAAAUGGUAUCUAGAAGCCAUUGUUAUUGUCAGUGACUAUUUUGCACGACCUGUCCUAAAACCGAUGAUUGAAGAUUAUGUGUAUAAAAGAAUGAUGAAAUGUUGCAUGCAAAUGCAAAAUUUUACACAGGUUAGUCAAUAUUGAGUAGUUAAUAAGUUGGUCUGCAUUUUAAAAUUUGAUUAUUUUAUAGGCAGCAAUAUUAUGCUUAUUUCAAGAUGAAAUAGACUAUGCAACUGCAUUCAAAUGUGCUUCUGAAACAAAUUCAUGUGAUGCUUUGGAUGAAUACUAUGAUUAUAUAUGGGAUAUUAGUCUAUUGGAAUUCCUUAUAUAUUGGCAUACUAAGUUAAAUCAUCAAGAACAUAGACAAAAACUUGUAAGUAACUUUUACAUGUUUCCAUACAAAACUUAACCAAUAUAUACAUCUAUAUAAUGAAUAGUAAUUACAUUGAGGUUUUGUGUAGAGAAGUAUGUUAGGUAUUAGGAAUAAUAAUAUCCAUUACAAUUUAUUGGAAGUUAUUUUUGUAUUUAGUUUUUAUUUAUAUGAUUAUAUAAAUUCUAUAUACAUUUUGAAAGUACAAUUUUUUUUUUAAUCCUAUUUUUAAAUGGGGUGUUUUUUAAAUUUGUUUUAUGUAGCUGAAAACAAUUGGUGCCUUGGAGUUAAAUGCAAAUAAUAAUGAUGAAAUUAAAAGAGAAGCGGCCAACAUAAGAAAACUAAAAUUUUUAAGAGCACUGUCACAACAAUAUGUACACCCAUAAAAAAUCAACCAUAGAUACAAUGAUUUUAUGUAUUUAUAUGUCUACAAGAAUAAUAAAAAAAAAAAUGGACAAUGACUACAAGUACAUAAUUUGAAAUUUUAAUAAAGUAAAAUGAUGUGUUUGAUAAAAUAAAAACAUUUUGGUAAAUAUCAAUUUGGAAUAAUUUAUUUGAUAUUCUUUGUUUAGUAAAAUACAAAUUGUAAUUAUGACUUAGCCCUUAGGUUAUAAGACAAAUUUAUUUGUGAUAGUUAAAGAAUAUUAUCAUUGAUAAAUCACAAUACACAAUUUUUAAAAAUAUUUAUCAAACAUUAAAUUUAUUGAAAAUAUUGAUAGUACUCACGAGUUAAUGUACAUUAUUUAUCCUCCCGUAACUAUCGGUUCAAUUAUUUUUAUUUUAGUCCAAUUUGAGCAUUUUGUUUAAAUAUGACUUUUCUUAACAAGUAUACUUUUAAAAAGUAUACUAUAAAAUAUAAAUUGUAUACAAUUAUACAUAGUCAGUGCAUGACUAUAACAUCUGGAGCUGAUUUUGUUGAUUCAAUACUGUAUGGCCUUUGACUUAGUUCUGAUGAAAACUUAUCCAUUUCAAUAACGGCUUCAGCUCUAAAUUUUGAUGGUUUUGCAUCAGCCGAACUAUCUGAAUCUUUCCUGUAUCCAAAAGUAGAAAAUCCUAAUGGUGGUCUGAAAGGAGAUUCUGAUGGCCUUACUCUAUAAUGACCAGUGACUUUAGGCACAACUGAAGUGUCAAAAAGACUCUCCCUAGUUUGGCACUCUAUAUCUUUAGUUUCAGUUGUCAUUGGAUAGGAACUCAUCAAUCCAUCACCUUCUUCAUCUUCAACAGAAGUAUAAAGACGAGGAGGGUCAUGCUUCAUUAGUACUGGAAUAAGAUCACCAGAUGGAACAUAACAAUCAGAACUAGAUGUGUUAAUAAUGUGUUUGUUUUGGAUUAAAUUAGUGGUUUGACUACUGUUAUCACUUUGAGGAUAGUCAUGUCCAUGGGGACCAGAAUCUUCGAGUGAUUGUUCGUCUGUAACAUUUAUUCUUCCAAUUUGAUCCAAAUGAUCUUCUCUUGAAUGCCGCAUGUGUUCCUAAUUUAAGGGUGUAAAUAAUUUAAUUUAUUAAAGAAAAAGAAAAUUAAAUUAUGUGUUUUCUAGAUAUAAACACAUUUGAAAUUCAUAUACAGUAGAAUCUGCUUAAUGGGGAUGAAUUGUCAUAGUCUCGAACGAAUGUAUUCGUUUAAGGCAAGACCUAAAUUAUCUAUCUACUUCUUAUCGAAACUGUAAUUAUCUAAUCUUUAUAGCUCUAUUAUAUAGGUAAUCAUUUAUUUUUCUUCUACUACCACGAUAAGAGUCGACUAGCCUACGUACAAAAUUGAAAAACUUUAGUUCGCGUUCUUUCGUCUGCGUAUUAAUGUAUGUGUGUUUUUAUUGAUCUCAGUUUGUGUUAAUACGUAACAAUUUACGUUUCGUAAAGAUUUAACGUUGAUUGAAAAAAUUUCUAAUCUGGAUAAAAUUAAAGCUCAACCUCAUUCUUCCAGUCAUCGUGAGUUAGAGAAAAUAAUAGGCAUCUCUAAAUCGGUACUAAGCCGAUUGAAAAAUAAUGAAAAAGCUAUUCGUGAACAGCCUAAUAGAUGACAAAUAGGUCACCGCCCAAUGUGUCCCAAUUAAGCGGAUUCUACUGUACCUCUAAUUAUUUCCUUAAGUAAAGAAUUAUUAUUAGAAAUAAUAAAGUCCACAAAUCACUUUAUUUGUAUUUAAAAAGCUUGCAAAGUGAUCUGAUUUUGAUCUUUUUUGUUAAAAAGAAGAAAACUUCUUUAUGCAUUGGACUUGGAUUAUGAAAAUUAUAUUUCUAAACACUAUAUUCAGUGACCAAUUUUAAUCAUUAUUUUAACUUAUUUUUCUAUUGGUUUUUAGUUACAUAAUCAAAAGUCAAUUUUCUAUUUCCUCUUUUCAACAAAAAACAAAUUUUCUAAAUCAUUAAAAUGUUCCCCUUAAACUGGUUUAAAAAAAAAAAAAUUUGUUAGGAAUUAUUAAAAUUAUUAAUUGUCAAUGUUAACAAUGUAAAAAAAAAUAUUAUCAGGAUAAUGGCAGUUUAAUAUUAAGAGGUAUAUUAAAAAAAUAAAAAAACUGUAAUAAGUACAAUAUAUUAUAGUUCAUCGAACUUAAAAAAAAAAAAUUACACUGAAUAUAUAAAUUUUAUUUUGUACACCUAACCUAUAAUAUAAUCUAUACUUGCUAUUAAUUUAACAUUUUUUUUACCACUUACUUUAAUAAUUCGGUGAUCAUGUACAAGUUUUCGGAUAAUGUUGGUGAUGAAUGCAGAACACAUACCACAUAAUAUUAAAAAAAAUACUACCAAGAUAACUAUUAUGUCAAAACUUGAGAAAAGUAGCAUUAAUCUGUUGUCUUCUUCCUAAAAUAAUGUAAUCUUAUAUAGUAUCUAAAAUAAUAAUUAAAAAAAUAUAUAUAAAAUAAAAAAUAUACUGGACAUCCAUCUUCAUCCCAUCGGAAACGACAAUUUUCAACUUGGUUACAACGUAAUUCAGAUGCUAUACAAGUUAGAUCUUCACAAUCAUAUUGAUCAGCACCACAAGCUAGAAAUAUUUUGAAAAUGUCUAUGAUAUAUUACAUAAAGAUGAAAUACAAUUUCCUGAUAAAUAGUUCGACAACAUAUUACUAAAAAUAUUGUUUUAUAAUUUAUUGUGGAUUUAGGAAUUAGUUGAAUGUAUAUUUGAAGCUAUGUCAAAUUUAUUUAAUAUUUUAUUGUCAUUUUUUGUGAGAAUAUGGAAGUUAGGUUUGCUUGGUUUAUACCUAUACAAGAAGCCCAUUUUUAUAUAGAAAAUAUGCAGAAUAAAUGUCUUAUUACAUUACCUACCAGCACCAGGCUUAUCAACAAGCAAGUGAUUAAAGAGAUAACAUUUUAGGGGCUACUUAUAAAAGAAAAGGGCAAAAAAAAAGGAAAUUUUUUUUACCGCAAACAGUUCUUAUAUACUUAUUUUAAAAAUGUAUGUAAAACAUCAACAAUUUACAAAUAUAAUGAAAUUAUUCAUAUUUCAUGUUUUUGGAAGAAAAAAAAAUCAAUGAAAAUAUUGUACCUACCUAGUUACGAGUUGUCUACUUAAUAUUUCCAAAUUUAAUUUGAUUUUGAAUAAUAUUUGAAUGUUUUUUUUUUUUUUUUUUUUAUAUAAAAAAUUAUAACAAUAUUAUAUAAACAUGAUUUAUAUGUAUUUUGGUUUUACGUGUGAUUUAAUAAUAAAGUUAUAAAGCAGUAUACUACCAUAAAUAAUGAUUUUACAUAAAAUAAAUAAGAUACAUUUAUAUCCACAUGGAGGUAAAUGAUAAGAUACUAUUUUUGGCCAAAGAUAAAUACAUGCCUCAGUUAAUAAGUUAUGCUAGACACCUACCUAAUAAUAUUAGUAAAUCAUGGUGAGUAGCAGCCAGUAGGUAUGUAGAUACAUAUUUAGUGUAUAACAAUAGGUACAGGUAUUAUAAUAUUAUCUAUAAAUAUUGUUAUACUUACUAAGGUUUUAUUAACUAAAUUUUGCUACCUACCUUCAUCUUUUGUUUUAGUACGGUAUGCAGUAAAAAGUGCUGAAAAUUUUGAUUUCACUCCAUUCCCUACUGCCAAAAAUCGUACAUGCAAUUUAUUACUCGGCGAUUGCACCAUUUCUGCAAUUGAUCCACAAAAUACCUUCAGACGUGAAGCCAUAUCUGUACGAUUAGAGAAAAUCUCUACUACAUUUAAUCCACAAUCGUUUGGUUUUUCCAAUGCAAAAUCUUUAAAAUUAAGCUGAAUCUAUAAAAAGUGUAAUAAUUUCAAAGAAAUGAUAUUUUUAUAUUAAAUCUAGUUUAAGAAUGAAUACCUUCCAACCUGGUUGUACUUCUAUAAUCCACAUACAAUCUAAUGGAACUUUGUCAUACGUCUUAUUAUUUAUUUUGGUUUUUAAAUCUUCUAUAUCCGUACUAUUUAUGUACCCUUGAUAACCUUCCACCUUUUUACGCCAUGGCUGGAGCUCUACUUUUUCUAUGUCUAGACAUUUUUUUUUUUUGAAAUGAAUGUAUUAACAAUUUUCGAUUUAAUGACUUCUGUAUUCAAAAU